Penaeus chinensis is the source of this 4102-nucleotide messenger RNA. RefSeq lists its product as uncharacterized. The record is from RefSeq and is a predicted model, not a curated record. Bases 103 to 3609 code for a protein of 1168 amino acids. The transcript has 3 exons. Lineage: Eukaryota; Metazoa; Arthropoda; Malacostraca; Decapoda; Penaeidae.
CGUCCUACGUUGUCAACCACAACUCCUCCAUCUACCCUUUCAUCUCUUACACUUAAGACAGCACUCCCUCACUCUUCUUCUCCAUCACCUCCCCCUUCGCAAAUGCCUUCCCUCAUUCAUACUUAUUUACCCUCAUCUCCCUCCCCUCCGCCAACACGUCGCCGUGUCGUUCUGAGGAAGCGACGACCCUUGCGGCCUCAUCACUCUCAAAUAAAUCUCUCGUCACUUCGUUCAAAAAAUCUUCGUCCCAUACUCCGCAAACGCCGUCCACACCCUCCCCUUUCUACCCCUACCUCUUCCCUGAGUCUUUCUCAUCUAGUUUCUAUUACUUCUGCCUUACCAAAGGUAUCUUCCAUCACCGGCGAUAAUACAGAAACAGCAUUCAGUUCUGGAUCCCAUGAGACUCAUGUUGAUUCAGAAAAGCCUGCUUUGAAUCAUCAUGAGGAAUAUGCUGCAUCCCUUACCCCUACUACCUCCUUAACACACCUUCCAACAUCAAGCAUACCUCCUACAUCUUCUUCUAAUAUUCCCAAUGACGGAAUACUGUCUACCACUUCCCCAAAGCCAUCUGUGACCUCCUCUCGUUCACCAACAUCCUCUAGCAUCACUAUAGCCCCAUCAAUAGAGGUUUCUCCCCAUGGCUUCCCUACUCACGAACUCCAUCACCCAGUCUCCUCUUCCACCACCUUGGCCCCGACAGGAGAAACGUUACUUCAUUCUCGUCUUCCUAUACCCACAGACGAGAAGCAACGGCCCCGACCGGCGGCGAAUCCACCAGAUGUAGCCUGGUUGAAACAGCUGGCUGCCCAGGAUAAAGACCGUGCCGCUGGGACGACACCGAAACCUGACAAGGAGGAGAGUCUCGAGGAAGUGCGACAGUACUCUCUGUCGUUGUACCGACACCUGCAAGAGCAGCUGAAGGCCCGGCAGCUGUCCCUCCCGAGACGAAAGAGAACGAAGGGAAGGAGGAGAGUCACGAGGCAGACAGUUACGCCAACUGAAGAAACCGUUACCGCGAAAAUAGGUGAGGAUACGGAGAUUGAAGACAUGCUUCUCCAUGGCCUGGCCUUCAUCCCUCCCGUAGAUCCAGUGAAGUUAAAAGCUGCUGUUGAGAAGCUUGUGCAGUUAGCCAAUAACAGGAAGAAGAAAAGCCAUUACUCGUACCCUAAAUCAACCAGCAGAGAUCCUUUGAAAAACGUGGAAAGCAUUACUGAGAGCUCCCCAGGCCAAAACCGACAUGCAGAAAGGCUUCAAGAAAUAGAAAUAACAGGCAUUGAUGCCAGUCUUCCAUCCGAAGAAGUUGAAGAAUUUGAAAGGGCCCCACAACGAGGUGCGUUAACAUCCCCUAACACUUUCGCCUUGCCGAACCAGGGUUCUCAAGUCUCACCAACUUCCGAUGAUGGACGUGAUUCUUACAUAUCCCCAGUAACUACAAUCAACACCUUAGACAGAGGAACUUUUACAAGUCGCUCGCAAGGCAGACGGCGAUCACCUUCAAGUAGACGCCGAAAGGUAAAAGGAUCUCAUGAUGGAUGCCCUUAUCCUCACACUACGAGAAGACGGAGACCCUUAGUUCCACCGACCCUUCCAAUGCGGCCAACAAUACCAGAACUCAUGACAGAUUCACCUCCAGUUACAUCUGCUUCAAGGCCACAGCCCGGAGCUAGAACUCCAGGUGCAGAUCCGACAAUAGAGAUACCAACUACCAGUGUCCCAAACAGUAAUGUGCCAAGUGAUGGUCGCUUCCCAAAUUCACACCAACCAGUACCCUCUCCAGAUUAUGAGGAUGAUUAUGCGGAGUAUGAAUAUGAUGAUAAUGAUUAUGAAUACGAGGCUGGCAUCGACCCUGGACUUACAGAAGGCAGUAAUACUACAGCUGACAGAACCAGUGACAGGGAUUCCUCUGACCGAAGCCUUUCUGGAUCAGAUGAGAAUGAGAGGCCAGUUAUCAUCUUGGUUGAACCAGAGGAUGGAAGGGACAUCCCUAGACUGAGUGAAGGUCUCAGCAAUCCUUUUGCUAGACUUCAAAAGCAAAAUGAAUCUCCACUCAUCAUUGUGGAUCCUGCAAACUCUGAAAGAUCAUCUAGCCUAAAAUUUCAGAAUCAAAAUCAAAGACCAAUUCUCAUAGUAGAUGACCCACAAAUUGGCCAAAGGAAUCAGGGUCGCAGUCUGUCACGAUCAAGGUAUUUCGGUCUUGAAGCAAAACGGAAGCAAGGAAGAGUGAGGCAGAUCACAACCCAAACUCCCCAGUUUUUUCCAGCUGCACCAAAGACAGAUAUUAGGCAUCAGCAAAAUGCGGCUGUCAUCUUGGUUGACCCAAACGACACCAACCUAAGAACCAAAGCAUCGAAUCUAGAAAACUCACCUGGAUCAGAGCAGGGUGGAUCAGUCAUCAUCCUUGUGGACCCAGAGGGUGGUGAUGGAAUCAGUGGAGCAAAGCUGGUAGAAAAUGGCAAGGAUUCAUCACCAAUCAUAAUAGUUGAUAAUCGAAACAGGAAUACAGAGGCUGGGAGAGCAGGUGGGAGACACAGAAACAAAGUAUCGCCUAUCAUACUUGUUGAGUCUAAAGAAAAGGAUGGAGGACCAAGAACAGGUCGAAGGGUUUCAGAAUGGGAUGGAGAAGGAUCAGUGAUUAUUCUUGUAGAGCCAGAUGAUGGCUCUGAAUUGCCGACACCUAAGCCAGCUGACACUUUGAACCCGUCAGCUGAACCGCCUUCCAUUCAGCUGGUGCCACCACCCGAACCACUAAGAAACCAGUUUGAAUCAUUCCUCAGUGACAAUUCAAAGCCACAGUCUAGACCUGUUUCCAAUCCACCUGCAGCAGGAAAGACCCUCGCCAAUCUUGGAGGGAGUGAAGGAAGUCGAGGCUCAUUUUCUUCUCCAAGGAGAGGGUCGCGGCGCCCUUUAGGACGACACAGAUUCAGGAACCUAAGAUCCCGUGAGCGAAUUCGUGGUUCUCCAAGAUUUGUGUCUCGUAAUAGGGGAAGAGGAAGCAGAGAAAGAGGUGGCACAGGAAGUAGAGAAACAGGAUUGGAGGAUGAACAAAUCCAGAGGCAAAGGGGAAAUCGAGGGUUUACAAGUGGGCAAGAUGAGAGGCCUGGAAAGAAUUUUGAUUUUGGAAGUGACCGCAGUGUUAAACCAACAGGAAAUAAAAACUUCGGAAGUAAUCCCAGAGGAAUAUCUCAAGGCACCAGAGACUUUUUCGAUGAUUAUGAAGAUGACUUAACAGCGAGCAGGGGGUUCCCACGUAGGAAUAGGAAUUUUCCAGAUGAUCGCAGGCAGGAUCCAACAGGAAGCAGAGAAUUUUUCACUAGUAGUAGAAACAUGCAAAGUGACGGAAGAGACUUCACCGCAGAGAGAGCGAUCCCGAACCGAGAGAGGACCUCCAGCGAAUUCAGCGCAGGCGACAAUGGAGACAGAUGGGGAAGCUUCUCGUGGUUUUCAGACUUUCCUGCAGAGGUCUCGCUGACCCGAACCGAAGAAACGAUUCCCGAGAAAAUACGAGAGCUGCGCCAUUCCAUCGAAGAGAAGGCGCGAGCGUGGACGCAGUUUGGGCUGCAGAGAACGAGACCCGAGUUCAGAAGAACCCGACGCCCCGCGAGGAAGUAAAGACUGAGCAACGGGGAAUUUGUUCUAGAUUUCCUUUUUUAACUCCCUUUUUAUAUUUAAAAGUUCGUGUAUAUAGACUUAUUUAAGAUAUGUAUAUUUUCGUUUUCUUUUGUUAAAUCUUUGUGUGCAUUACCGAGGGUCCAAUUGUGUUGUUAACCAUAAUUAUUGUUAAAUGUGAGUUUUGUUUCAGGUUUGUUACUUUCUAGUCAAUGUCUUGCGCAAGUAUGAAUGUACAAGUGUGUAUGCAUUUUUAAGCUUGUAUGGGUACACCAAGUUAUAGAAAAAUGAAAGCACAACAUCCAGACACGCACACAUUUUCUCUUGUGUAAAUGUGUCUGAAGCGAGUGUCAUGAAAUUUGUUAUUCUUCUUUCUUAUACCUCUUCUGAUGUCUAUGAGUUUAAUGUGUUUUUAUAUUCGUGGGUAUUGUUAUUAGUCUUUUGUUGGUUGGUCUUUAAUCGUUGUAGAUGUUAAAUAAAAAGAACACAACAAUUA